Haplochromis burtoni (Burton's mouthbrooder) is the source of this 6608-nucleotide messenger RNA. Its product is annotated as KIAA0930 ortholog. The record is from RefSeq and is a predicted model, not a curated record. Bases 283 to 1548 code for a protein of 421 amino acids. The transcript has 10 exons. NCBI's taxonomy places the organism in Eukaryota, Metazoa, Chordata, Actinopteri, Cichliformes, Cichlidae.
UUAAGAGCCUCGUGUUGUUACAGGAAGUGUGAGGGGUGUUUCCAGCUGAUCUGAACAACAGGAGGACCGGAGUCUCCCUCAGCAGUCCGACCUGUCUGGGCUUUUUUCGGGCACCUUAGCAAAGCUCGCCGGUCCCGACCUCCGGCGGCUCCUUUGCGCCGCGAAGAGACAGUCGUUCCGGGGUAAAUCAGGAGGAGAGCCGGGGGCUUAUUCUCGUCCGAUAGCCGUGAGCCGGUGCCGUCGGAAGCUGUUAGCUCGGACUGUCAUGAUCCCAGCUCGGAGAUGGCGUCCUUCCCCGGUUUGUGUAAGGCUGUCGGGCCCGCGGAGGAGGAGAACGGGGAGCUGGACGGAUCCCUGCAGCAGAUGCUGAAGGCCAUCGCGGACGAGAGGAGCCGCCUGAACAGCCGACAGGAGAUCAGCGGCAUCGGCUGUUUUAAAGAUGACCGCAUCGUUUUCUGGACCUGGAUGUUUUCCACGUACUUUAUGGAGAAGUGGGCGCCGCGACAGGACGACAUGCUGUUCUACGUCCGCCGGAAGCUCUCCUACGUCAGCGCCGACAACAGCGAGGGCAAGAAGGUGGAGGUGGAGGUCUACAGGAGGGACUCCAAGAAGCUUCCGGGCCUUGGUGACCCCGACAUCGACUGGGAGGAGAGCGUCUACCUGAACCUCAUCCUUCAGAAGCUGGACUAUGUGGUGACGUGCGCCGUCUGCACACGCUCAGACGCAGGAGAUAUCCACAUCCACAAGAAGAAAUGUCAGGAAGUGUUCGCAUCUCCGAGUAAACAUGCCAUGGACAGCAAAGGGGAGGAGUCCAAGAUGAGCUACCCCAACAUCUUCUUCAUGAUCGACAACUUUGAGGAGGUGUUCAGUGACAUGACGGUGGGUGAGGGCGAGAUGGUGUGUGUGGAGCUGGUGGCGAGCGACAAGAGCAACACCUUCCAGGGCGUCAUCUUCCAGGGCUCGAUCCGCUACGAGGCGCUCAAGAAGGUCUACGACAACCGGGUGAGCGUUGCUGCUAAGAUGGCCCAGCGGAUGUCUUUCGGCUUCUACAAGUACAACAACAUGGAGUUUGUGAGGAUGAAGGGGCCGCAGGGCAAAGGUCACGCCGAGAUGGCCGUCAGCAGGGUGCCGACUGGCAACACCUCCCCCUGCGGCACCGAGGAGGACCAGGUGUCACCCAUGCACGAGAGGGUGACAUCGUUCAGCACGCCUCCGACCCCGGAGAAGAACCGCCCCUCCUUCUUCUCGCCGUCUCUGAGGCGCAAGAUGCCUCGAAACCGGAUCGCUGAGAUGAAGAAGUCUCACUCUGCCAACGACAGCGAGGAGUUCUUCAGGGAGGAGGAAGAUGAAGAUCUUCACACCACCACAAACCUCCGCUCGCGCUCGCUGUCGGGCACCGGGCGCUCAUUGGUCGGCUCGUGGCUCAAACUGAACCGGGCAGAGGAUUAUUUCCUGCUGUACUCACACCUGACCUACGUCACCCUGCCACUGCACCGCAUCACCACAGACAUCCUGGAGGUGAGGCAGAAGCCGAUCCUGAUGACAUAGCAUAGCUGGACUCAAAGCAUCAUUACGAAGUGCCUCCUGCAUCAGGCCACCGAGACAACAGCAGCGCCCCCGGUGUUCUGACCGAGACCCGCAACCAAACAGCCGCUUCAACCGGAGACGCAGAAACGGCGUCAGAGGGACGACGAACAAACCAGCCAUCCGAGAAGUGCCUCCGACUCUUUCGGUUCCUGCGGCCAUCUCCACGGAAAUGGGCCCGGAGUCAGGAUCACAUGACCUCUGCGUGAACUGACCGGAAAUGAGAGCGAAGAAUGUUUUUGUCUGUAAAUACCUGCUGCUUUUCUCACAGACGCCUUGACUAAAGGUCGAGCUUUUAGAGACCGCCUCCUACUUCCUGUUCGGCUCGCUGUGGACUUCUUGUUUAAACUCCACCACGGGUGAAAUUCUGGGUCACAGUGAUUGUGUGAGAGGAAACGGCGGGGUCAAAUCCACCUGACUUAUACAGGAAGUGGUCGCUUCACUUCAGAAUAAAACACCAACCUGUACAAUUGCAGCUUCACUAUCAGAAUAUUUUCACUCCUCUGAGAUCACAGUUUAAACCAAACGACAUGUGAUAUGUGUCACAUGACACAGUCAGUUAAGGAUUCUGUCAUAAUCAUUUUACAGGAUUAUAACUAAAGACAAAAAUUUUAAAAAUAAUUCUAAGAAUGAUAAUUUUUUCAACAAAGACAUGACCCACAUUUUCACACUUAUUCAAGUUUUUCCCCUGUUUUUGUAGAGAAAACAUGAAAUAUUUCAUAUUUAUUUAUAUUUGUUGUUGAAUUUUAUUAUCAGACAUCAAAGAUUUUACAGGAAAAGGUAUUAUAAAAAUAAUCAUUUUUGUUCAUUAUGUUGAAAGUUUUCCCUUCUGAAAGAAAAUGCAUCUAAAGAAUAGUUACAUUUUCAGCUUAAGAUUUCUCUCAGAAUGACUCAGACCUCAGUCAUUCACUAAGAUCAGCAAACAGUAAAACGAGUCCUUCAGACACUAAAACCUAAAACUCUUUAUUUAAACACUACUCGCUUCAUGUUGGAUUUUCUGAGUAAAUGUGUUCUAAUGAACCAAAAAUACAGAAAAUAAAUACAGUUCUGAUGCUGAAGACCCAACUUCAUCUUGUACGUUCUUAAUUUCGUUGUAUAUAAUGAAUUUUAUAAGUUUAAGAUGUGAAACUAUAAAUGUAAGUUAUUAUAUCUGCGUUUUUCACAAAUUUGUACUUCUGUCUUACCUUCCAGUGUGAAAAACUUGGAGGCGACUUUUGUUGUGAUUAUAUGAAUAAAACUGAAUUUACAGAAAAUUUCCAACUAACAAAACGAGAAUCUAUUAAAGUCAUUUUGAGAGAAAUCUUGAAUUAUUUUAACUGGUGCAACAUCAUAAACGCUAACGUUGAGUAAUCCUGAUGAAGAAAUUCUCAUAUUUUAUUCCAACACUCCAGAGUAUUCACUAAAUAGUUUUAACUUUUAUCUGUAUGUACGUAUGAUUGAAAGCAACCCGUCUAUAACAUUUAAUGGUAACUUUAUGACAAGUGUUUUUAAUACUAGCAUUUAUCGUCAGCGCUGAAGGAAAUUUUUUAAAAAGAACUUUAGAACUUAAGAUUUUUCACAAGUUUGUGCCAUGAGUUUUCUUUGUGUUGCAUUAUCUCAUUAAGCUCAUUAAAAAUAUUCAGUUUUAAAAAAUAAAACGUAUUGUAAAAUUGCAGUUCAUGAAUUGUUACACAAAAUUAUUUCAGUAUUUAAAUACUUGACUAAAAUUAAAAUUUUAAGUCCAAAAUCUUUGAGUUUACUUUAAAGUUCAAAUUAAAACGAGUUUGAAUACAGAUACAGCUUUAAUUCUGAUGACAUGUUCAGUUUGGGAUCAUUUCAGUAGGACUUGUUGAACCAUGAUUCAGUAUUUGACCCCGUCCUCGUGUCCUCGUCUUUAUACGAAAUCACUUUUUCUUGUGAUGAUGAAACUCUGCCGUCGACUUUUCACGUCGACUCACUAAAGCGAAAAAAGGUAAAAGAAAAAAAGCAGCUUAUAAAAACCAGCUUUUACUUUUUACAGAUUUAUUUUCAAACCUGCGGCUGAAACUGGACGAGACUUGAAAAACUGCUGAAGUUCCAGACGAAACUUUAAGGGAACAAAAGAAACUGAAGCAGCCGGCUGUUGAUGUUAAAGUGACUCCCGGUUUUUUGUCCCUCUGAGCUCCCGAAGCCUUAAACACACUGACUGUGUGUGUAACAUCUCCUCUUUUCACUUCCUGUUUCUUUAAACUCACCUGUGAGACGUUUUAGACACACCAACCAGCCCAGGCUUCGAAGCGUCACCUGCUCCUCACCUGCAUCAUCAGAACACCAGAAUCAGAAUCACUCUGUGUGACUCACAGCGACUCCUUUUUUUAUGUUUCCUGUGAAAACUUAAUCUUUUUGGAUGUUGGAAAAAGUUACAGCUGAGAAAUGUUUUAAGAAAACUGGAACAAAUUCAACACUGUAAGGAGGGGAGGGGGGCUAAAAUUGAACUGAGUCUAGGUAAGUAAAAAUUUUAGUUUUAAGGGCAUUUAUUUAAAGAAAACUGCUUUUACCUCCUGAAUGGAGAAAAUCUCAGUAACCUCCUAAAAGUGAAAUCAAUUUUACUCUAAAAUUUCAAAGAAAAAUGAAUCUGUUUUUAAAGUAAGUCGUACCUUGAGAAAAAACUCCAACUCUGAUCCAAAGUUUGUGAUAAAAUGAUGUAAUGUUAUCAUCUUACAUUAUUAAAAUUAGUUUUAGAUAUUGGAAUUUUUUUUUUCGAGAAUACACUUUGAGGUUUUAAUGAUUUGCAUGUACGCUGUACUACAAACACCUGGUGUUUUCAGGUUUGAGGGUGGAGUCAGAUCGGCUGUUGGUGUUAUUGAUCAGAUGUCAUCAGUAUUGGUUUGCUCUCAGAUGAAGCCAUCGAUGCUCAGAGUGUUUUCCUCCGUGUCGUAUUGCACCUUUUUCUUUGUGUCAGUGUUUUUGAUGUAGUUUAUAGAUCUCCAGCUGAAUGUAUCCACGCUGAUUAACAAGCGCUUUAAGUGAGAGACGUUUGACGGACUGUGACGGUUUGCACUGUAAAACGCUUUUACAGCCUUUUUGGAAGCAGUUUGUUAAACUUUCUGUUGACGUGUUCAUGCUUCCAUCACAGCUUUUGUACACAGACACACUUAAUGUGCAUGUUUCUGUCUCUUCUUCUGUUUCCAGACUCUCUGUACAUUCUCCUGCAUUUAUUUACUGAAAUACACAUUAGCAGAAAAACGCCUCAAUGUCAAGUCGUCUGAAUUCAGCCCCACAGUCACAGGUCAUUAAGGUGGACUUACUACAGUUACACUGAGCUGUGGUGAAGCCCUUCAGUGUAAACAUGCUGUGUUAGGUCCUCCCCCUUUAAAUACACCCUCUGCAAAAGCUGUUUUUUCUGGUUGACCAGCUUUUGGAAGCCUGCCGAGGACCAGGUGUGGCUGUAGUAAUGAGGGCACCAAAAUAAAUAACAAAAAAACACUUUCCUUCCAAAAGUAGAAAAAAAAACUGUCUUAGAAGCCUUGGAUCACAGGGAUUACUGUACACACACCAACCUCAACUGGCCAUGUUAACAUCCACCACUGGAACUGUAGUGUGCAGAAGUCCUGAACCACUGCCUGUUUCUUUACAUUUUUCUUCCCGAAGGUCUUUCAAAGUUCUUUGGACACUGGCGGCUUUUCCAGGUCUUAUACUCGACAGUGUUCACAGGAGUGUGUUUGUGUUAAAACACAACGCUGACCUUUCACUCACGUGUCUACACGAAAUAGACGACUCAUUUGUUUAGAUCACUGUUUGCCAAAUGAAAUGCAGUGGAAGAUUAUCUGGUUCCACCUGCUUCUUAAGUGACCGGUGUGAGUAAUGGGCAGAACAACUACAUUCUCUUCCACUAGAGGGCAGUACAACUACCUGCUCUAAUUAAAUGGGUUGCAAACUGCCAGUAAAACAGGCGACAAAGAAAUUACAUAGUGAGUGUGACAACGCAGGGCAUAAUAGCAAUAGAUAAAUAUUUUUUGGGGAAAAAAAGGUCCUGGAGAAAAUUCCAACCCAGAUAAGCCCAUAGCAUGAGUAGUGGUCACAAGAAAGCAAAACCGGUAUACUGGGGAGAAAUCGAUCCGAUUCUGCUGGUGCGCAGGGAAAAAUUAUCAAUAUGCUUUUUGUGACAUUUGUUUGGUGGUGUGCCGUGUGAUUAUUAUUUUUUUUUUGUUAACGUGAAAUAUGUGCCGUGGUUCCUAUAUGUUGGGAAACACUGGUUUAGAUUAAAAUAUCAAACAACACUUUGACAUAAUAUUUCUGCACCAGCAAACUGAAAACAAUACAUGAUGUGCACGGUCCUUAAAAGCUGAGUAAACUGGACAAAUUGAGGACAAAAACAAACAAAAGACAAAAAGCGUCAGGGAAAGGCGGACUUAUGAAAAUGACACAACUGGACUGAAAAUCAGAGGAAAACUUCUGAUGGAGAGAUGGAUCGAAAUCAUUUUCAGUAUGUACAGGUCAUCAGGUGAUCUUUAUUAAAACUGAUGAAUUAUGAACAUACACACAUCUGAUCAGCAGCAACAUCACAAUGAUCCCAAACACACUGCCAGUGCAGUAAAAACACACCUGAUAGUUCUGUGUUUCUAUGUAAAACAGAAUUAUCCAAAGAAGAGCUGUGAAGCCUGGAGAUCAUAUCCUGCAGACGCAGAGAUGACAAAGUUCAGACUGAAGAAUAAAGGUACUUACAUCAAAACUGUUUUUGCCUUAUAUUCUGUAUUUUACAUUUUUGUUUCUACACUUCAAUAAAUCACUGCACUGAAAUGAGGUCAGUGCAAGAGUUUUCUAAAACUAAGAAUGAGCAUGAAAGUGUUACCUCGUGUUCACGUGUUAAAGGCAGAGUUUGGGUUGCUUGUCGGGCGAGAAGAUGCUUCAUGCAGUUUUACCUCCUGAUGUUGGCAGCAGUUCUGGUUUAAAGACUCAGCUUGAUUUCUCCCGGGACUAUUAAACUGGAAUUAUUCUCAGCACUCAGCCCGUCAGGAGGGCGGCGCUAGAUGUUUGUGGAGGUGAAGCAGAAAUAAAGACAACAG